AUAAAAUGUUCACCAUAUUUCAACACAUAAGCAACCCAACAUAUUCUCUAAUACAUUUGGCAAGAAAUAUUUUGAUAAAUUUGUUUUCGAAAAUAAUUCAGAAAUGAAUGCACAUUUCCUCAAUCUCCUUCUCAUUGUCGUCUUAGUGGUUUCUUUAGACGUCCAAGCACUCAGUCCUCACUACUACGACCAUUCAUGUCCACAAGCUGACCACAUUGUCACCAAUGCAGUCAAGAAAGCCAUGUCAAACGACAAAACAGUUCCUGCUGCGCUCUUGAGGAUGCAUUUCCACGACUGUUUCGUCAGAGGAUGUGAUGGGUCAGUUCUAUUAGACUCCAAGGGGAAGAACAAAGCAGAGAAAGAUGGACCUCCUAACAUCUCACUCCAUGCGUUUUAUGUGAUUGACAAUGCAAAGAAGGCAUUAGAAGAGCAAUGUGCCGGUAUCGUCUCUUGUGCCGACAUUCUUUCACUCGCUGCAAGAGACGCUGUCGCUCUUUCAGGAGGGCCUACAUGGGAAGUGCCGAAAGGGAGAAAAGAUGGAAGAAUAUCAAAGGCAAUAGAAACAAGACAACUACCAGCUCCUACUUUCAACAUCUCUCAACUACGUCAAAAUUUUGGCCAAAGAGGCCUCUCUAUGCAUGAUCUUGUUGUUCUCUCUGGGGGACAUACGCUAGGUUUCGCCCACUGCUCAUCGUUCCAGAAUAGGCUCCACAACUUCAACACACAAAAGGAGGUUGAUCCAACACUAAACCCAUCGUUCGCAUCAAGGUUAGAGGGAGUAUGUCCAGCCCACAACACGGUGAAGAAUGCUGGAGCGACCAUGGAUGCAACCGUAUCAUCAUUCGACAAUAUAUACUACAAGAUGCUUAUGCAAGGCAAGUCACUAUUCUCAUCCGACGAAGCACUUCUCGCGGUGCCCUCUACUAAGAAACUAGUGGCAAAGUACGCGAGUUCCAACGAAGAGUUCGAGAGGGCUUUUGUGAAAUCCAUGAUCAAGAUGAGUAGUAUCAGUGGGAAUGGUAAUGAGGUCAGACUUGACUGCAGAAGGGCUCGCUAGAAUCUCAAUCUACGCCUCCAACAGCAAGUUAUUAUUACAUUUAUGUUUCUUUUUCUUGUAUCGCAAUCAUCUAUCAUGUUCUUAUGUGUGCUUGUAUAGGCAUUUAUUUACAAUAAUCUUAUCACUUGUUUUCCAAUCGGUUCUUA
Camelina sativa (false flax) is the source of this 1203-nucleotide messenger RNA. Its product is annotated as peroxidase 64. The record is from RefSeq and is a predicted model, not a curated record. NCBI's taxonomy places the organism in Eukaryota, Viridiplantae, Streptophyta, Magnoliopsida, Brassicales, Brassicaceae. Gene Ontology annotation, biological process: response to oxidative stress; hydrogen peroxide catabolic process. Gene Ontology annotation, molecular function: peroxidase activity; heme binding.